This is a messenger RNA of Asparagus officinalis (garden asparagus), 1729 nucleotides long. RefSeq lists its product as uncharacterized. Bases 180 to 1544 code for a protein of 454 amino acids. The transcript has 7 exons. The record is from RefSeq and is a predicted model, not a curated record. Lineage: Eukaryota; Viridiplantae; Streptophyta; Magnoliopsida; Asparagales; Asparagaceae. Gene Ontology annotation, molecular function: glycosyltransferase activity.
UGAAAUUUACCCUCUCAGGCUCUUCCCACUCCAGAGCUCCGACUCUCGGCUCACCUGUUCAAGAACAGAGGGACUAAAAAUACACUAGAUCCGAUCCAAAGCCAUUAACGCUACCUCUCCAAAACCCUAGAAUGCGAGAGCCGACGAGAUCGCUCUCCAACUGAUCUCGCUCAUCUCCAAUGGCCAAGCCGAAGAACCGCCUGCUGCUCCUCCUCCUCGUCGUCCUCUCCAUCUCGACGGCGGCGGUCUUCUUCAUCCGUAGCGCUUUAGAUUCCUGCGAGUCGCGUCGCGAUGGACAGGCGGCGGACGCCGCGGCCCCGGAGAAGGAUCCGCUAGGUUUCAUGAGAUCCAAGCGCGUUCUUCUCGUCUCUCACGAGCUCUCUCUUUCAGGUGGACCAUUGCUUUUGAUGGAGCUGGCAUUUCUUUUAAGAGGUGCUGGUGCAGAAGUAGUGUGGAUUACUAACCAAAAAUCAGUUGAAAUUAAUGAAGUUACUUACAGUUUGGAGCAUAAGAUGUUGAAUCAGGGUGUGCAGGUCCUUUCUGCGAAGGGCCAAGAAGCAAUCGAUGCUUCUCUUAAAGCGGAUUUGGUUGUUUUAAACACCGCUGUUGCUGGAAAGUGGCUUGACCCUGUUCUAAAAGAACAUGUACCUCAAGUUCUUCCGAAGAUUCUGUGGUGGAUUCAUGAAAUGAGAGGUCAUUACUUCAAAUUGGAAUAUGUCAAGCAUCUUCCUUUUGUUGCAGGUGCCAUGAUUGACUCCCAUACAACAGCUGAAUACUGGAAGAAUAGGACACGUGAGCGUUUAGGUAUCAAAAUGCCACAGACAUAUGUUGUUCACUUAGGAAAUAGCAAAGAACUGAUGGAAGUUGCUGAAGAUAGUGUAGCCAGAAGGGUUCUUAGAGAGCAUAUACGUGAGUCUCUUGGAGUGCGAAAUGAAGACCUCCUAUUCGCUAUUAUAAACAGUGUUUCACGUGGUAAAGGACAGGACUUGUUUCUUCAUGCAUUUCAUGAAAGUCUGCAGCUCAUCCAAGAUCAGAAGCUUCAAGUUCCAUCCAUUCAUGCCGUGGUAGUUGGGAGUGAUGUGAAUGCUCAGACCAAGUUUGAGAUGGAACUUCGUUCUUUUGUGUCAAAUAAAGGAAUACAAGGUCAUGUUCACUUUGUCAAUAAGACACUUACAGUGGCUCCAUACUUGGCUGCAAUUGAUGUGCUUGUUCAGAAUUCUCAGGCCCGCGGAGAGUGCUUUGGAAGGAUAACAAUUGAAGCAAUGGCAUUUCAGCUACCGGUAUUGGGUACAGCUGCUGGUGGCACGACUGAGAUUGUUGUGGAUGGAACGACAGGUCUUUUGCAUCCUGCGGGAAAGGAGGGUGUCACCUUGCUUGCCAAGAACAUUGUCAAACUUGCCACUCAUGUGGAACAAAGGCAAACUAUGGGAAGAAAAGGUUAUGAAAGAGUGAAGGAGAGGUUCAUGGAACACCAUAUGGCUGAAAGAAUUGCAUUGGUUCUAAAAGAAGUUAUUCAGAAAUCAAAGCGCCUCUCGCAUUCUUAAGAUGAUUUUGUUGCUAAUCCCUUCUAGAAUUUUGUUAAUACGCAAUAUUACUGGCUUCAUCUCUGUGGAUUAAAAGCAAGUUGAGACCUGAGUCAUGUAAAAUUAAGAUUCCAAAAUAUGCUGCAAACAUGAUUUCUAGUGUACAUUUGAUUCAUUGAUAGUUUAUACGCAAGUUUUAAUUAGAA